Molecule: messenger RNA, 1397 nt
Organism: Plutella xylostella (diamondback moth)
Lineage: Eukaryota; Metazoa; Arthropoda; Insecta; Lepidoptera; Plutellidae
Gene: Tango14
Product: transport and golgi organization 14
Cellular component (GO): dehydrodolichyl diphosphate synthase complex; endoplasmic reticulum membrane
Molecular function (GO): ditrans,polycis-polyprenyl diphosphate synthase [(2E,6E)-farnesyl diphosphate specific] activity
Source: RefSeq, a predicted model, not a curated record
GCUAAUAAAAAAGCGGCUGACUUGUGUUGUGGCCGUGUGAUGUCUAUUUUUCAGACGAAAAUAUUUCAAUAAUGUUUAAAAUGAUCAAAUAAAUUUGGUUUAGUUUAUAUUCCUGUGACUAUUCCUUCAACUCUUUAAUAUGCUGGCUCGGUUUUUUGGGAAUCUCUUGUUUAACCUAGUCCAUUUGGUGAUAGCGAUACUUGUUGCUGUAAAUAAUGUUUAUCGUCGAUUCUGGAGGAAACCGGCGAUAUCCAGGGAUGAAGUGACCAAAUAUGACCUUCAGUUGGUCAGAGAAAAUGUGCCACAACUGAGGAAGAAAUUGCAUCAUCUGGUGAUGCUGUCAGAUACUGAGCAGCAUUCUCUUGACGACCUGGCAUUCAUUGUUAUAUGGAGCCUGCUUGUAGGAAUACCCUACGUCACCUUCUAUGAUAUUACAGGUGACCUCAUAGAGAAUGAGCAGAAGUUCUUCCUUGAAGUGGAGAAGAGGAAAAAGGGGAUCCCGGGCUUCAUCAAAUGGUCAAAGAUGCCUGAUCUCAAUGGAUUCUCUAACGGCACUCAACCACACACAGUCAAUGUCAGCAUAUUUAGCUAUGAUGAUGGACAACCUAAAAUUGCUGAAUGUAUUAGAAAGAUAGCUCUAAAGGAGUUACCAUGUGAUUCUAGUUCUGAUGAGUUCACAGCACAAGAAUUAGAUAAAAGUCUUUCCCUUAUGUAUACUUCCAUUCCCGAGCCUGAUUUAGCUCUGUACACAGGUUCCUCAUGUCGCACCUUUGGCCUGUUACCUUGGCAAAUAAGAUUAACUGAAUUCAUUAAGCUUUCCGAAGACAGUAGUAUUAAUGUAUCUGAUUUCUUAGGUGCUCUGUGCAAAUAUAACAAAUGUGAUCAAAGAUAUGGCAAGUGAAAAUAGUUAAUGAAUUGUAUAUUUAAUUAAUAGGCCUAAGAACCUAUGUAAGAUUAAUUUAUUUCAUAGUAGGUUUUCAUUUUUAUCAAGCAGAUGAUAACAUUCAGGGGGUUUCAUCAUUUACAUAAUUUGUAAAAAUUAGUUAUAUUUAUUCAGUGACACAUAGGUAACUUUUCAUUCCAAUUGAAUGUGUAAAAUAAUUAUUUCCCAGUAAACUAUGAACAUUAAGAAUGUUACCAAUCCAAGUAAAUAGUGCUCAAAACCCAGGUUCUUACUAUGUAACCUUCUCCAAGUGUAUGGAUUGAAAAAAAUACAAAUAAUCAUGUUCAUAGGGCAGAUUUGUGCUCAGUUUGAAUACAACUUAUUGUUUGUGUUGUCUCUAAUGCAGGUUACAAGAAAGAUUAUAAUUUGAAACUUUUAUUUUUACAAUAAAAUUGUACAUAAUAAUGUAACAAAAACUACUUGAAGUAGAUUCAAUAAAAUGCAUUUACAUGUU